AUGCCGAAGCUCUUCAUUACUGGCGCCACUGGGUAUAUCGGAGGAGAUGCCCUCUAUGCAGUUUCAAACACCUACCCAGACCUUGAGGUUACCGCACUCGUUCGCAACAGCGACAAAGGAGCCAAGGUCGCAGCACGAUACCCAAAGAUCCGUCUUGUGUAUGGCACCCUCGACAGCACCGAGUUGCUCACUACAGAGGCUUCUAAUGCAGACAUUGUGCUUCAUUGCGCCGACUGCGACCACGUAGCCUCUGCUAAUGCAUUGGUUGCUGGACUUACCCGGAGCGGACGAAAGACCUAUCUCAUCCACACCUCUGGCACUGGUGUGUUGUCUUUCGAGGACUUUGAGACAAACACCUACGGUAUCAAGCGAGAGAAGGUCUACGAUGACUGGGACAACAUUGGUGAAGUCACUUCACUGCCUGAUGUGGCGCUCCACCGUAACGUCGAUAAAAUCAUCCUUGGAUCGAAUGAGGUGUCAGCAGGUAACAUUCAGUCUGCAAUUGUCUGCCCACCGUGUAUCUAUGGCCCCGGACGUGGUCCCGACAACCAGAAGAGUGUACAAAUAUACGAUAUGACCAAGGCAGCACUGAAGCGCAUGAAGGCUUUUGCUGUUGGCGACGGUGACAACAUAUGGACUCAGGUCCACGUCCAAGAUUUGAGCGAAGUCUUCCUAGCCCUCGUAACGGCAGCUCUCUCGCCAGAUGGUGGAAAAGCAACCUGGAACAAAGAAGGCUAUUAUUUCGCUGAGAGUGGGGAGUUCCGUUGGGGUGACAUCAGCAGCAAGAUCUCUGAGGUCGCGUUCAAGAACAAGCUCAUCAACCACGAAGGUGUGGACAGUGUGAGCAAAGAGGAGGCGGAUGAGAUGAGGCCAAUGGGCAGCUACCUUUGGGGCACCAACUCUCGCUGCAAGGCUAUCCGAGCCAACAAGCUGUUCGGUUGGACUCCCAAGCAGAAGAGUGUGUUCGAUCUGCUGCCGGAGAUCAUCGAUAGUGAAGCAAAGGCGCUGGGUCGCAUUAAGCAGCACGCCGAGGAAGCUGCUGAGGGGCGCAUCUUGAAGUAA
Messenger RNA from Alternaria atra, 1062 nucleotides. RefSeq lists its product as uncharacterized. Bases 1 to 1062 code for a protein of 353 amino acids. NCBI's taxonomy places the organism in Eukaryota, Fungi, Ascomycota, Dothideomycetes, Pleosporales, Pleosporaceae. The record is from RefSeq and is a predicted model, not a curated record. The transcript has 3 exons.